AACGAAUAGCCACUGUAGGCCGCACGGGCAUAAUGUAGGUAUACUGGACCAUGUUCAGAACAAUUAAAAAUGCGCCGACCUUUCUUGCUCUGUCGUGUCAUCCCAACAGACUGGAUAGGAGCAGGCUGUGGCGACAAAGUGGAUACCUUUGACCAUGACAGCCGCAGGAUUGACACCUCUACCCAGACCAACAAUUCAGGCCCACACAAGCAGCAAACGCACCGACGACCGGACAAGCACCCGUGCCGCUUCUGUCCUCACUCAAGCUCUUCCGCUGCAGAUGUCGCAAUCCACGAGAGGACUCACACUGGCGAGAGGCCCUUCAGUUGCGAUGCCUGCGAGAAAACAUUUGCGCGUAAGGAUUGCUUCACAGCUCAUGUUAGAAUUCACACCGGAGAGAAGCCGUUUAAGUGCAACACGUGCAGCAGGGCGUUUACUCAGAAAACCAGCUUGACGAAUCAUGAGAGAACUCAUACUGGAGAGAAGCCGUACAAGUGUAACACGUGCAGCGGGGCGUUUAGUCAUAAAUGGAGCUUGGCGGAUCACGAAAGAAUUCAUACAGGAGAGAAGCCGUACAGGUGCAACACGUGCUGCAAGGCGUUCACUAAGAAAACCAACUUGGUAAAUCAUGAGAGGACUCACACCGGAGAGAAGCCGUUCAAGUGCAACACGUGCAGCAAGGCGUUUACUCUGAAACGCACUUUGGCGGAUCACGAAAGAAUUCACACUGGAGAGAAGCCGUUCAAGUGCAACACGUGUAGCAGGGCGUUUAGUCAUAAAUGCAGCUUGGCGGUUCAUGAGACGACUCACACAGGAGAGAAGCCGUUCAAGUGCGAGACCUGCAGUAGAGCGUUUACGGCUUAUAGCGAUUUACACACUCAUCGGAAGAUACAUCGCAAGUGAUCGAAACAGCAACGUGCAUCAUAGUUGCGGAGGGGAUUUAAACGAAAUACUCGAGCAUCGACGUGUGUUCAUUUGGCUUGGCGAUAGACCUGCAGCGGUUCUAUUUGCGAGCAGUGUGUGUUUCGCUGGUUCAAAAUGUUUCAGCCUGUUAUUUAUCGAGCAAACGCAGAUAAAAAAUGUGAAUUAACCUUAGUCGAAGCGACCAGAGGUCUUUUUUGUACACGAAAAAAAGAAAAUAUUUGAAGCCUUA
Ixodes scapularis (black-legged tick) is the source of this 1153-nucleotide messenger RNA. RefSeq names its product zinc finger protein 239-like. Bases 70 to 903 code for a protein of 277 amino acids. The record is from RefSeq and is a predicted model, not a curated record. Gene Ontology annotation, biological process: regulation of DNA-templated transcription. NCBI's taxonomy places the organism in Eukaryota, Metazoa, Arthropoda, Arachnida, Ixodida, Ixodidae. The transcript has a single exon. Gene Ontology annotation, molecular function: DNA-binding transcription factor activity, RNA polymerase II-specific; RNA polymerase II cis-regulatory region sequence-specific DNA binding.